AUGCCUGGACCGGUACGCGAGCCUGAGGGUAGGCCUCAUCCCAAACUCAUGAGCUCAUUCCGACGGUUUGGAAGGUCCGAUAGCUUCAAGCCUGUGGGGGCUUCAUCAGCCAGCAUCGGUUCGAAAUCCCUGGGCAAAAUCAACAUCGAUUGCCAAUUUCUCUUCAAAGAAUCUCAAUGGGGCACAUUCGAAGGACGGCCUGGGGGCAUCAUUUAUUUGAACCUGAACUUCGGGCCUCCUCAGAACUGCCGAGUGCAGGAGGCCACAGUUACCAUCACCUUGGACGAGGAAGAUCCUUGCCUGGAACCCUUCAACACGACCCAACGCCUUCGUGUCCUGCAUGAAUCCGGCAUUGAGGCUCAGAUGACACCAUGGUUCGGACCGCAAGUCCUGGGAGGGGAGAAGAAGUCUGCGGAGAUUACAUCGACGACAAAAGCUGUUCCGGAGGCGAACGUUUUCGGCUACGGCGGGGGCGGGAUUGGCCACGAGCGAUCCAAGGUGUUCAAACAAGAGGCCCGCUGGUCCUUCUACGGACAGUUGCUACGAAGGAAACGAACAAGCACCUACGCCUCCCUAAGAUGGCAUCUGAACGAGAACGAGCUCGAGGGCCAAACUUUCCACAACCCAAAAUUCCGUACCGCCUUUGCUUUUGAGCAUUGCGGUAAGCCCUUCCUCAUAAAGGUGGACAUUGAGGACAGGCUCGAGAAGUGGCACCAUCAAGUCAAGUCGAAGCUAAAGUUCGGCGCGAACGGGGCAAGGGAAGGUAAAGUGGUCACACUUGUCGACUUUGAGGACUACCGCAGAUUCUCGCGUGAUCUUGAAGCUAUAGCAAGGGGCCUUCCGAGGACCAUGGAGAUGAGAAACCUUGAAGAGGUCCCAAUGGAAGUACAGGAUUCCAUACCAGGUGCGACGUUCCACCAGGCUUCGCCAGCUCCUUCGAGCCAAUCGGCCCCGUCUGAGGUGCUGCAGACUCCUGUUCAGCAGCAGCAGCAGCAGCAGAACUACACUUCGAGUCCUCAGGUCUUGGAUCAAUGCGAAGAGCAACCGCUGCUUCAGGAGUCAAGCCAGGCGCAAAGCACGGGUAUCGAAGUACCACAGAUCGAACGAGGAGAGGGUGAACUUUCCGAAGCCGAAAACUACAGACAACUUCUCUCAGCGCUUUCACGUCCGAAGGUGCAAGAAGUUGUCCGUGAAAAUGCGAUGGACACUACAUUGAGCUACACGAGCACCUUGGUCGGUGUGGAAAACACAACAAAUUCGUCAAAUGAGACGCAAGGUUCAGGAGAUUUCGAUAGCCAGACAACGGAAACAGACCGAAGCCGGAGUGGGAUAGUGCAGACCACGUUAGCCGCAGAUCAAGAUACCAUGCUGAGAACCCUGGGUAUACCUGGCAUGCUGGCCUUUCUGCAUUUUCUUGCCAGUAUUAUGGGUUUUCUGGGCUUCAGCUCAACAAGAAAGAGGCUUACGGAAGAGGCUAGAGGAUAG
Diaporthe citri is the source of this 1485-nucleotide messenger RNA. RefSeq lists its product as uncharacterized. The record is from RefSeq and is a predicted model, not a curated record. Bases 1 to 1485 code for a protein of 494 amino acids. NCBI's taxonomy places the organism in Eukaryota, Fungi, Ascomycota, Sordariomycetes, Diaporthales, Diaporthaceae. The transcript has a single exon.